AUGAUGAUGCGUAGGCGUUUCUUCGGGCACGAUGAAGAAGCGUUUCGUUUGGCGGUGGAUUGGCAUCACUCACGCCUCCUCGCAACAGCGGCAGCAGCAGCAGCAGCAGCAGCAGCAGCAGCAGCAGCAGGGGAUAAUCAAGGGGCAACAGGAGCAGCAGCACAAGGAGAAGAAGCGGUAGGACGCAGCGGAGGAUCGGGAACGUUUGUCGCGUUCACGAGCCACGCCCGCGCCGCCAGGGGCCGCGAGGCGCUAUCGGCGGUCCUGUCCCCGACGUCGGUGCUCACGGCGGCCCACAACCGGGAGCAGGGCGGGUGCUUCAUAGUGCGGGCGAGCACGGCCGAUGUGGAGUCGCUGCUGUUGCUGCCCGAGGAGGAGGAGGAAGAGCCAGGAGGCACCGAUGGUAGCAGUGGUGGUAGCCGCCUCUUCGACGGGUUCGUGGCCGUCCCCCCCAGCCUUAAGCUGGCACCGUCCCUGUUGGACUACGGCAGCGAUUUUAGUUCUUACGAUUCGGGUGUCGGUGUUCUCGGUGGUGGUCGUGAUGGUGGUCGUGGUCUGGCGGGCGGCGACAGCUCGAACGCGGGGCCCCCUGGACUAGCACCUGAUGCUGCGACCGAAGCGGUGGCGUCCGAGGAGCGGCGCGGGGCGGGAACGUUGCCGGGGAAGGCGUUGCGGCGCAACACCGGGGGGGAGGGCUUGGUGGUGCAGCUGCUGCUGUCCCCAGAAGCCACCGGCAGCAGAGAGAGCGCGCUGGCUGCCCUCGCGGAGAGCUGGAAGCGAAGCUGGUCGUCGGACUCGUUAGACCUGAGCAGGUUGUCCUUCUGGUCCGAUGCUGACGGUCACCGCCCGCGUGAGGCCGACGACGAGCAGGCUCCUUCUCCUCCUCGUACUGCUGCGGAUUUCCUGGCGAGGGAGUGGGGCAGCGCAGCUCGGACGGUGCACGCCCUGGCCGAGCGGCUCGGCGGGGUCUCCCCCGCGGAGGCGUGUGGGUGGAACGGCGUCAGGGUGACGGCGGAAGGAGGAGGUCGGUCGUCAUCGGCCGGCUGGGUCACCUUGCGCGACAUCGGCCACCUCCUUCCCGUCGCCGGAAGAGACGAUCACGCUCCCCCCCCCCGGCAAGUUCGUUCUUCGGACACCAGCGUCGUCGUCGUCGGCGGCGGCGGCGUGAACGGUAACCGUUCGGCAGGGAGUUCCGGCGGCCACCCUGCGUCGGGAGACCGUGGGAUGGAUGACGGCAGUGGUAGCGCUAGCGCCAGCGAGCGAGAGAAGACGGCGUGUCUGAUGGGGCUCGUUUCCUUCCUGGCGGCGAGGCCCGAGGUGGUCAGGGUGUCGGCGCUGCCCAGGGCGGAGCUGUUCAACGCGGUGGCCGGUCGCAUCGUGCAGGGGGGCUCGGCGACGACCCAGCCGAUCUGGGACCGCGGGGUGGACGGGUCGGGAGAGGUGGUCCAGGUGGUCGACUCGGGUAUCGACGAGGGCUCCUGUUUCUUCAGGGACUCGGCGACUACCCUAGGCCCCGACCACGGGUACCUCCGUGACUACGACGGCACCCUCGGGGCUGGAGACUACACGUACGACCUCUCCCAGCGAAAGGUGGUCCAAUACAUCGAGAGCACGCGAGGGGACGACGUCUACUCCGAGGACGACCCCGACGGGCACGGCUCGCACGUAGCUGGCUCCGUGGCUGGAUCCAUCUACUCGGGGUGGACCGGCCCCGCCAACUGCCCGGACGGCGUGGGCGACGCCACGGAGGAGCAGACGGCGAUGUCGUGCGUGGGCGUUUGCCUGGAUCCCGAGGUGCUAGAGGAGUACAUUAGCGACAACACCUUUGAUCUGGACGCCCUCUGCCCCGAGUACGACUGCGACGUGUACUGGGAAGCCGCAUGCCUCUCCGACGACCGAUCGGAGACUCUCGAGGACGCCAAGGGCGUGGCCCCGGGGGCGAAGCUGGCCGUCCUUGACCUAGGAUCGUCGGACAGCCUGGAACAAGCGCUGGGGGGUACUAUGUGGGAGGUCUCCGCCGGCACGGGAGCCAGGAUCCACUCGGCGUCGUGGGGUUUCAUAGACGAGCCCUGCACGGUUGACGACUCUUCCGUUUCUUUCGACCAAUGGGCGUACGAGAACCCGGAGCACUUGCUGGUGUUCGCCGCCGGCAACCUGGGCGACGACAUGACCGGCUGCAGCAUCGCGUCGCCGGCGGUGUCGAAGAACUGCCUCGCCGUGGGGUCGAGCAUGUCGGGCGAGUUACGCCUGUCUCCCGGAGACAUGGACGAGGUGUCGGACUUCAGCAGCAUGGGGCCCACGACGGAUGACAGGAUUAAACCCGAUAUCUUGGCUCCUGGACACUACAUCUUCAGCGCAUCCAACGGGGGCGACGGUUCGUGCCAGCUUGACCGCAACUCGGGCACUAGCAUGAGCUGCCCCAUCGCCGCCGGAGCCGCGGCCCUGGUGCGGCAGUACCUUGUGGACGGCUUCUACGCGGAAGACGUGGGUGCUAGGGGCUCGCUCUGCGCCGCGGGGACCGAUCCGGCCUGGGCCUGCGACGCCUUCAGCCCUUCGGGGGCCCUCGUGAAGGUGAUGGAUUGCUUGAGGGUUUUCUCUCGCAGGAUCUCUGUAACGGACACAACAGCAGUACGAGCUUGAACGUCCACUGUAACACACGACAGACAUGAAGGAGUUGCUUCGUGAUGAGAGGUUUUGUC
Messenger RNA from Ectocarpus sp. CCAP 1310/34, 2699 nucleotides. The record is from the annotation of a GenBank genome assembly. NCBI's taxonomy places the organism in Eukaryota, Phaeophyceae, Ectocarpales, Ectocarpaceae.